GUCGGAGAAGGAGUUUCUAUGCAAGAUUUUAGGAGAAACGAUUAAAGCGGGUGCAACCACUGUGAACCUCGGGGACACGGUAGGGAUCAACAUGCCGCAAGAAACUAGGGAACUUGUGAGCUACCUCAAAGCCAACACUCCUGGAAUCGAUGAUGUUGUCAUAAGCGUUCAUUGUCACAACGACCUUGGUGUUGCUACCGCUAACGCAAUCGCCGGUAUAUGUGCGGGAGCAAGACAAGUUGACGUAACAGUCAACGGAAUAGGUGAGAGAAGUGGGAAUGCAGCACUUGAAGAGGUCGUAAUGUAUUUGAAACGUCGAGGGUCACAGCUGAUGGAUGGUGCUUACACAAGAAUAGACAUUCGCCAAAUUAUGGCUACUAGCAACAUGGUUCAAGAAUAUACUGGAUUGUAUGUUCAAGCACAUAAACCCAUAGUUGGAGCCAACUGUUUCGUUCAUGAGAACGGCAUUCAGCAGGAUGGAAUGUUGAAAAAUCGGAGUGAUAUUCUGUAUGAACUCAAAAAAUAA
Raphanus sativus (radish) is the source of this 526-nucleotide messenger RNA. RefSeq names its product methylthioalkylmalate synthase 1, chloroplastic-like. Lineage: Eukaryota; Viridiplantae; Streptophyta; Magnoliopsida; Brassicales; Brassicaceae. Gene Ontology annotation, cellular component: chloroplast. The transcript has 5 exons. Gene Ontology annotation, molecular function: 2-isopropylmalate synthase activity. Gene Ontology annotation, biological process: L-leucine biosynthetic process. The annotation marks the transcript as partial. The record is from RefSeq and is a predicted model, not a curated record.